This is a messenger RNA of Caenorhabditis auriculariae, 3300 nucleotides long. The record is from the annotation of a GenBank genome assembly. NCBI's taxonomy places the organism in Eukaryota, Metazoa, Nematoda, Chromadorea, Rhabditida, Rhabditidae.
AUGGCCUUUUCCUGUCGCCCGCAUUCUUCGGAAGGUGAGGAUUUCGGUUAUCUUUUUGUGGUGCUUCUACAGUCUGCUCAUAUUUUUAAUGUCGAGAUUUCCCUAAAGCUCCGCCCUUAAUGCUGAGAUGAGCCAAUCCGAGGGCCACAAGGAACUUUGAAUGACGUCAUUGGGCUCGACAUUCCAAAUCUGAACACAAAAAUGCAAUUAUGUCCAUGAACGAAAUAGUUUUCAAUUAGGCACAUUCGCUUUUCGGCGUUGAUGCAUUUUCAAAAUACAAAGGUGAAUUGAGAAGUCUAUACAAAUUGAUACCGGGUAGCAACUUUUGAAUAAGUCAAUCGGCGUAUGGUAAUCGGUGGUCGUUUGUAUGCUACCGGGUUCUAUCUCUAUGGUACCUGGGUCGGAGGUCGAUGCAGUAGCUACCGGGUAGCUACAUGACAUUCGCGAUUUCUUUCGAAAAGUCUGGAAUUGCUUCCCGGGUCGUUAUUUUUUGUUUCAGCUUCAUCCAAUAAGACCCUGGAAGGCUUGGAACGGUGUAAAAAAAAACCGUCCAAUUUCAAAUUGUAAAAUCUUUCAGUUUUGAUGAUUCAUUUUCAGUCGCCUGUUGUGGACUCGAAAAGUCGCGAGCUUCUGUUGAAGCCAAAAAGAAGCUUUUUCUGAUGCUGUUGGUGACCGAAGACGCACCGAUGGCGAAUCUCCUGCACGCCGAAGGGCUCAACUACUUCUACAGUUCGUGUUUCCUCUUUCGUGACACUCUUCGACAUUCAUUGAAAUAAACAACAAAUUCCGCAGUCCAAGACUCGAAUAAAUGACAAGUAUCAGAUUUCAACACUCUAUUUUUUUGUCUUUCAAUCUUUAAUUCUUUAUCUAGUGGAUCAUACGUUUGUUUGACGACAUUUGACUAAAUGAGAUCAUUUUUCCAGACAUGCGCUUCGAAAAACGGGAGAAGACUCGAAGGAUAAGAGUUUGAAGGACAACCAUUCGAAGGAAAAAAACAAAGCGAAGACGGCCUAGAAGAUGGGAUCGGGAAUUUUUCUUCUUAAUCUCUUUCAAACCUUUUUUUAAUAGAUAAAUUUUUUUCACUUUUUUUCAAGCUUUGAUUUUUUUGGGAAAAUUUUUUUCGGGCAUUAUCAAAAUUACUUCCUCCCUAAAUUCUCGAUUUUUUUGAGAGCUACUGGGUAGAUACUUCAAGGGUUGUACUCUUCUCGAAUACUAUCUCUAUGUUACCUGGAUACUAUGGCUAUUCCUCCUGAAAUUGGCGUUUUCUACCAGGCAAACUGACGUGUUCUACCGGGUGGUUGUCUCAUCAUCAUCAUCAUCAUCAUCAUUUAUUCAAUACGAAUAAUAAUACAGUUCAAGGGCCGAAAAAGACCUCUAACAGAACCAAUUUUUCAAAAAAAGGGAAAGUUAAACAUUGAAAACAGCAACAAACCGUUUAAAAAUUAGAAGAUAUUUUAAGAAAGUCAGGUCUUUUUUCGGAGUAGGCUAAUAAGGUCUCGAAACGGUUGAAAAAGAGAAAAAAACCUAGUAGCGAACUCAAUUGUCAGGUAGAAUCCUCACUAAAGUCAUCAAAAAGCUUCGAAAAUUUUUGGAAUACUUCGCCGUUAUUCACGAUCCUCAUAUAGUCUGUUCAGGUUUUUUUGAAUGUCAAGUCGUCGCUCAAGCUCCGCCCAUAAUGGUGCGAUAAACCAAUCAGAGAGCGAGCCAUCCACAGAGCGUUUUUGAAUGACGUCAUUGCACUUGACAUUAAAAAUCUGAACAGACUAUACUCCAUUAGGAAUACCGAAAAAAAAUUUUAGCUCAGAAAAUUCGGAUUAGCGGACCCGACGUGUGUACUUUCAGAUAUCACGAAUUUUCUUGAUCAUCCAUGGAAAAAGUGUAUAGCUAUUAAAAUAUUGUGAGUCCUCGGCUUGGCCAUGCCGGGACCCCAUCGGUAGUUUCGAUGUGGUCGAAUAUAGACUGAUUAUAUUGAAAUAACUUCAUUAGUCGAAUAGAAAAUAUUAUAUAAUCAAAUUGACCUCAGGCCGGGAGGAUUUCGACCCAGUUGAAAGUCGUCCCUGCCUUGUACAGGUAGGGGGCGGUCUUCCCCUGCGUCUCUGGCCUCUGCCAGGGGAAUUACUUCACAAUAUAACCAAAAAUUGAAUUUGAAAAUUUUUUCAAAUAGAAAUACAUCUGUUGUUGGCAGUGUGCUCUAUCGAAUCCUCGUAGAUUUUGAUUUAUACGUAAUCUCGAACUUUUUGGCUUCAGUUUUCGCAGCUAUUUAAUGGGUUUACUUUUCAGAUUUCUAUCCUAAAACCUUUUUAAAUUUGGGGUUUAAUAGUCUCAUGUGAUUAGAAUUGUCGACAAUGCGCCUUUCUACAGUUCCGAAGUAGUCUGAAUCAUUUUAUCAUUGCGGAGUAGAAAAGAAAAUUGAACUUGAGAACAACCGAGAUCCCAAAGUUUAAGAAAAUGACGAGUGGGAGAAAAUUCAACGCGACGAGUUGAGUCCACGAACAGUUUAUUCCUAUCUUCUAUCUCAAGCGAAUGAAGAACGUCUUGGAAAAGGCCACCCGUCUCGUGGGAAGAAGGCGAUCGAAAGAAGAGCCGCAGGUAUUACUUCAACUAUUUUCUUGUGAACCCAAAGGGGCAGGACAUGAAGUAGCGAAGUUAAAAGUCAUUCUUGUUAAGGGACACUUUGAAUCUUCCAUGAAAGCAUCUUUGUGUGGUUUGAGAUACUCGAAUGUUCCCUAAAGACGCCACUUUGCUACUUCUUGCCUAAACGACUCAGCUCUCAGCUUGUUUUUAAGCACCAAAUACUUAAGUGACCCCUUAGAACAUUUAUUUGGCUCAUUGGUAGUCUUGUGAGUUGAAAGGCUCAGAGGUGAUCGAUCUUGAAUCAACUUCACAAUGACAGUGAAGACGGAAAUUCUGAUAGUUAUCUGAAACAUAGCUCAGAGCUGCAUUAUAGAGUCCUGAAUUGAACCCAAAAAGAUAUUUUCUUCUUCUUAGUUAGCAAUUAGAUAUUACUCAUUUCGCUACAUCUCGAUUGGAAAGCGAAAAAGCAUUUUCUUUUUGUUAUUUAUGCUAAAAUCAAGAUGCAUAUAUGAAGAAUCUCAGAAAUUAGUAAAAAAAGAUGGAUUAUUGCGAAACUCUAGUUAUUUCGGUUCUUCCAUUUUUGAAAUUUUUUCACUGUAAUCGGCGGAAUUUACAGAGGAGGCAUUUUCGUCUUCAUCUGUGGGUCCCGUGGUUUUCGUAUCGAGGUGAGUUGAAUCCCUUCACAUUGAGAGAAGUAUUGAAUACUUUCAGGAAUUGUCCAAGUGA